Helobdella robusta is the source of this 960-nucleotide messenger RNA. RefSeq lists its product as hypothetical. Gene Ontology annotation, molecular function: RNA binding. Lineage: Eukaryota; Metazoa; Annelida; Clitellata; Rhynchobdellida; Glossiphoniidae. The transcript is spliced from 7 exons. The record is from RefSeq and is a predicted model, not a curated record. Bases 1 to 960 code for a protein of 319 amino acids. Gene Ontology annotation, cellular component: nucleus. Gene Ontology annotation, biological process: regulation of DNA-templated transcription; DNA alkylation repair.
AUGUAUGAUGAUGAGCGCUGUGACAGUUGCGAUUUCCCUAUAGAAGAUAUAAAUAGCAAGAGCUUCCGGGCCAAACUCGAGAUACCAAGUCUAUGUUUUAGGCACAUUGUUGGCCACAAAGGAGAAACGAGGAGGAAAAUUGAAGAGGCCACCAAUGUUAAAAUAAAGCUACCCCCAAUUGGGCAAGAGGGUUCAGUAGUUAUAACAGGACAAGACAAAAACAACAUAGCAUCAGCAUGCACUCGAGUUAUGUUGAUAGUCGAAGCCGAAAGGAAGAAACAGCCGUUCAGCCAUUUCGUCUCUUUCUCAGUCGCCACUAACGAAAUUAUAAAUAAUUUUUUGUCAUUUAAAGAAGGCGUUCUCAAGGAUUGUGACGCUAAAGGAAUCGAUGAGACAAUAUUUCAAAACCCUAGCAAGCUGCAUAUGACGUUGGGCGUCAUGGUCCUGCUUGAUAGUAAGGAGGUUGAGAGAACUGAGCAAGUUAUAAGGGGCUGCAGAGAGGAAUUGAAGAAGUCCGGUCUAUUAGACAAACCGCUCUCCAUAAAGUUGAAAGGUCUGGAGUACAUGAACGAUGACCCGUACUCCAUUGACGUUCUUUACGCUAAAAGUAGAAGGAGAGAUAGUGAAGGAAGCAGACUUCAGCACAUCUCUGAUAGCAUCACUAAUCCACUAAUCUCGGCCGGCCUAAUGACAAAGCAGUACGACCACGUCAAACUCCAUGUAACUCUGAUGAACACUGCAUUCAGGAAGGAAAACGUCUGUUUUAACAGUAGCAGUAGUAGUGGUAGAGAUGGUUUCAAAGGUAGAGAGUGCUUUGAUGGUACAAAAAUUUUUGAAAAAUUUCGAGAUUUUUAUUUCGGUAGCUUGGAUCUAGACAGGGUGCACAUUUCUAGAAGGUUUUCUACUGACAAUAAGACAGGGUACUACACUGACGAUGGCUUGGUCAUGUUGCUGGGAUGA